UCUGAUCUUCGUCAGACGCGACGCGUCCGCGAUCACGUACGGUGCACUACGUGAGAAGGAAGAAGGUUCGUACGUUCGUUCAGUCAUUUCGGACGUGAGAACGAAGAGAGGCUUGUCGUCGGUCGAGCACUGCCACUGUAAAUUUUCUCAUUCAUCUUCGAACUACAUUCCUUUUAUCAUUGUUCGAUUCUUUAAGUGGGUUUCGCAAUAGAAAAAAAAGAAAAAAAAAAUUGAUUAAUUGGUAGGACCUGCCGCGUGUGAACUUUCCAUGCAGCGAGGGUGGAGGCAACACGUCCGAAGUGACUGACUGCAACGUGAUUGACUGAAACACAUGGUCCGGUGAUCGUGAUCAUGAUUGCAAACCGUCUCGCACCGAUUCUCACCCUUAUCCUUGUGGUUCUGCUGUCGUCUAUCCACCACGGUGAGGCAAUAAUAUGCUACCAAUGCAACAGCGAAUACGAUCCAAGAUGUGGAGAUCCAUUCGAUCCGUACAGUCUUGGAACGGUGAAUUGCAGUUUUCAACCACGUUUAGAACAUUUGAGCCAUUUGGAACCAACAUUGUGUCGAAAAAUCAGCCAAAAAGUGUACGGCAAGAUCAGGGUUGUCAGAGGUUGCGGAUACAUUACGGACGAAAAAGACAAUGGCAUGUGCUUGAAGAGAUCAGGUACUCACGAUGUUCAGGCACUCUACUGCUCAUGCACCGGUGAUCUAUGCAACUCGGCUGAAAGCCGCACGCCGUCCUUCUUACUGCCGUUAACAUCACUGUUGACGGUCGUCCUGGCAUUGCCGAGUGUGCUUCUUUCGUAUCCGUUCGCAAUAUCCAUCUUUACCUCGCCGCAUUUCUCCAUAGCCUAAACUCUUCGGUAACCAAUGGAGAACACCUGACGCCUAAACCGAACCAACGAUUUAAUAGAGAUCGUUCGAACCUGAUCCAACUCGGUCUCUUUCGAUUUCCGCCUUCGCUCUCGAUUUCAUCGAAAUUUUUAUCAAAUCUCUAAACACGAAAAUAUAUGGAUUACCUUUGUUUAAAUAUAUUCUCUACUGUACCUAAUAAAUGCAGAAUUACCUGCAGAACGAUUCGCGAAUCAAAAUUGGCGGAAAUCGAAACUGUUGACAAGUUGGUUGAAAUUACAGCUAUUGUCACACUUGUUAUUUUUAAAAUGAGACGCUUCAUCAAAAGGGUAAAAAAAUACAAAGAUAUACCGUUUUGGGAUUCGAACGUUUCGCAAAAAAGAAAAAAAAUAGUCAAAUUACAAAAAUAGUAGUUCCAACGGUGAUACAAACUGCCAGAUACGCGGAAAGCGUAUUUCAGUAGUACACUUGAAAAGAAUUAUGAUGAGAAAACACACGUACACACACACACACGGCCUCCGCGCGUGAAACCACCCAGCGUUUCUCGCAUAAGCGUAGAAAGUAAAAAUAAUAAUUACAAUACCUGUGGAGGAUAAAUAAACCUCGAGAAUGCAUAUAAUAUAUUAUAGAUAUAUAAAGUAAGCUGCUAUAAAACAGAUGAGAUAUAAUACAAAUAUAUUAUAUUUUAUUCGAAGGAAGCAGAAAUGGAAUUGCACGCAAGAUGGAUACUACAGCUUAUUUUUUAGAGAAGUAACGUCGGGUUGCUUUCGUGAAUGCCUGGUAUUGUAUAGAAUUUUAAUGCUGACGCGGAAGUUACGGAGAAAAAGAAAAAAAAAAAAAAAAUAAAUGAAACACAUAUCAUCGAUACGUAAUAUAUUUUACCCUUCGUUUCGAUGAAGAUGAUAACGAUACCAAAGUACAUAUCUGGCAUUGCGAUCGCGACUCGUGUUCCACUAAUUUUUGCAAUAAAAUGCUGUAUAAAAAACGGUAGCGGAGGCUCGCGAAUGGAAAAUAAUAAUUGACUUGUGCAUGUGUGUGUGUAUGCACGGCUGCGUGUAUGUUGCGUGUACGUGUAUGCGCGUUAAAGAGAGAAAAAGGAAAACGCUAAAUUAUACAGAUAGUUCGAUUAAGAAAUGAAAUGUUGCUACUUAAGGUGAUACUUGUUAAAAGUAUCUCGGUUCAUACUUGGAAACAUUUUUCUAAGUAUCAUCUUAACAAUCCUGGCCGUGAAAGCCUCAAGAAUCUUAUGUUGCUACUCGUUGAACCGUAGCCAACUAAAGAUAUAACAGUAAAAAACAUAAAUUAAAAAAGAAAAAAAUAACAAAAAUGAUAC
Osmia lignaria (orchard mason bee) is the source of this 2185-nucleotide messenger RNA. Its product is annotated as UPAR/Ly6 domain-containing protein crok. The record is from RefSeq and is a predicted model, not a curated record. Gene Ontology annotation, biological process: positive regulation of voltage-gated potassium channel activity; regulation of synaptic transmission, cholinergic; sleep. Lineage: Eukaryota; Metazoa; Arthropoda; Insecta; Hymenoptera; Megachilidae.